AUGACUUACAUUCGGCAGCAUCAAUUGCCCAAUCUCAAGACUUAUCGAUAUGCUGGAGUGGAUCACUCGCUGAUCAGUCGAUAUGUCCUCAAGCCUUUCUAUAACCGAUACGUGAUCAACUGUUUUCCCAUGGGCAUGGCGCCUAAUGCCAUUACCCUGACAGGGUUCUUAUUUGUGGUAAUCAACUUCAUCACCAUCUUAUGGUACAACCCAACGUUAGAUCACGAUUGCCCUCCAUGGGUCUAUGCCACUUGCGCCAUUGGGUUGUUCCUGUAUCAGACGUUCGAUGCAGUAGACGGCAUGCAAGCGCGGAGAACCAGACAAAGCAGUCCCCUUGGGGAGCUGUUUGACCACAGUGUUGAUGCAUGCAACACGGCUCUCGGAGUGGUAAUCUUUGCUGGGGUGACGAACCUUGGUCAGACCUGGGCUACUAUACUGAGUCUCUUCGGAGCCACCAUGACCUUCUAUGUUCAAACUUGGGAUGAAUACUAUACUCAAGUUUUGACUUUGGGAAUCAUCUCUGGUCCUGUUGAAGGUGUCUUGACUCUGUGCACCGUGUUCGCUUUCACUGCCUACCAGGGCAGUGGCAGCUUCUGGCACCGCCCCAUGCUUGAGACAAUCGGUGUCCCCAAGUUGGAUAUGAUUCCCGCUCAUAUAUAUGAGAUGCCCUUUACGCAGUGGUACCUGAUCUACGGCGCCAUCAUCCUCUUCUUUGCCACUGGGUCCAGCAUUGUGCAUGUCAUGAAGGUUCAAGCUGAACGUGGAAAGGACACGGUUAAACCCCUUUAUGGUUUGAUCCCUCUGGUUACAAUGUGGACGCUUGCACCCGUCUACCUGUACCUGCAACCUACCAUUUUGGAACACUACACGGUUCCUUUUAUGCUGUUCGUGGGCUUGAUCAACGCCUACGCUGUGGGCAACAUGAUCGUUGCACACCUAAUCAAAGCGAGCUUUCCUUUCUUCAAUAUCAUCAUCGGUAUUGCCCCUCUCGCCUUGGCUGUGCUGGACAGUGCUGCAUCCUUGGUUGGUCUUUGGCAGAGUGUUCUUGGUAACGGACCCGGUCAAAUCGCCUAUCUCUUCGUAUGUCUGGGUCUGGCCAUUGGUGUGUAUGGGAGUUUUGUGCACGAUGUUAUCACUACGAUAUGUGAUUACAUUGAUAUUUGGUGCUUGACCAUCAAGCAUCCUCAUGUGGAAGAGCGGCCAAUUGCUAACGGGCAAGCCAAGAAAGUCCUGAAUAGCGCUGGUAAAUACAAGCUAUACCUCAACGGACAUAACAAAGGGUAUGAUUGGCUACUGCUUGGCCGGGGAUGGGGCGAGCCCGCGGCCCGUGCCAAAAUUACCAGUAAGAGGAAGAGAAUUCCCCUUCAAACUUCGCCAUCUCCACGAGACCACCUCUUCGCUUCAACACCCCUCAAGCAGGCCAUCUCCAUCAGCGCAGCAUUUCAAUCCAUUUCGCUGAUCGACUUUUUGUCUCGUCAAGAUGCGGUUCUGCUGGUCGUCUGCACAGACUCGGAGCUUGCUGUUCUCGCGGUCGACCUCCUCAACCCUACUCCUCAGGCUGAGGCUCGCAAGCACAAGCUUAAGACCCUUGUGCCUGCUCCCCGUUCCUUCUUCAUGGACGUCAAGUGCCCCGGCUGCUUCACCAUCACCACCGUCUUCUCCCACGCCCAGACCGUCGUCGUCUGCGCCGGCUGCUCGACCGUCCUUUGCCAGCCCACCGGUGGCAAGGCCAGACUCACUGAGGGCUGCUCUUUCCGGAGGAAGUAA
Molecule: messenger RNA, 1767 nt
Organism: Aspergillus thermomutatus
Lineage: Eukaryota; Fungi; Ascomycota; Eurotiomycetes; Eurotiales; Aspergillaceae
Product: aminoalcoholphosphotransferase
Exons: 12
Coding region: 1-1767 (588 amino acids)
Biological process (GO): translation; phospholipid biosynthetic process
Cellular component (GO): membrane; ribosome
Molecular function (GO): structural constituent of ribosome; phosphotransferase activity, for other substituted phosphate groups
Source: RefSeq, a predicted model, not a curated record